Messenger RNA from Bombus pascuorum, 3909 nucleotides. Its product is annotated as prolactin-releasing peptide receptor-like. Gene Ontology annotation, biological process: G protein-coupled receptor signaling pathway. Gene Ontology annotation, molecular function: neuropeptide Y receptor activity; neuropeptide binding. Gene Ontology annotation, cellular component: plasma membrane; neuron projection. The transcript has 3 exons. Bases 2256 to 3434 code for a protein of 392 amino acids. The record is from RefSeq and is a predicted model, not a curated record. NCBI's taxonomy places the organism in Eukaryota, Metazoa, Arthropoda, Insecta, Hymenoptera, Apidae.
UAUAAGUAAAAGCUAUGUAAUGGUCUUGAUUAAAUUUUUUAAAGUUCAUUCUUUCGUAUAAAUCUUUUAUAUAAAAGAACAAGAGGUGAAAAGUUUUAACGUGUGUAAUUGCAACGUGAAAUAAUUUAAAAUAUGAAAUACUUUCGUCAAAUAUUAGAUUUAUCGUAAAUAUACCUACAUUUUUCGAUAAUGUAUAAUAGUAACAUGGUACUAUUUUCGCUAUAUUAAAUUAAGCUUCUGCAAGAGUGUGCAAGUAUUUAAGGAAGAGUAUUAAAGGGGAAAGGAAUAGGGGAGUAAAGAAUACCUAGGCCUAGAAGGAAUAUAUCGAAUUUAUUAUAACAGCAAAGUUUCGAAUAAAGUAAUUCUUUGAUACUUUUUAAUAUUACUAAUUUUGUAUAUGUUAGAAAAUGUUCGAAAAUCAUGAUACAAGUACUGAUUUUCAAAUUACAUUUUGGCUAUAGUACUCUCAGCUAUUACUGAAAUGAAAGCCGACACGUUGUUACAGAUACCAGAUACGAGCUUUGCAAGUUAUAGGUAGAAAGACGGUAGGAAGAGAAUACAGAUGGUAACGCGGACGCCUGCGCGAGAAAACGGCGGCUUGUCUAGUUAGGUUUUGCCAACAAUUUUCCAUUUUCAGUUAUCGGUGGAAAAGGCUAGCCGUCACUUCGAAAGCGUUUCAUCGUUGAAAAUUAUAACACGUUGUUAAAUGUUGUGGUGUUCGCUUUAUAUUAUCUAGAAACAAACCGUAAUAUAAGAAAUACUGAAACGUCUUUCAUCUUUAUAAUAAAAAGAGAAGAAAAAAGCAAAAUUAUAAGUACUUGUCAAAGAAAGGUAUGAAAGAAAGAAAAUAAUCGACAUUCAUAAAAAUUGUGUGUAAAGUGAUUUCGAAAGAUUACUAUCUACAUGCUUUUUAUUUGACUUUUUAUUCGGUGGCGGUGAAUACCUACCAUUUCCAACGUAAAAUAUUUUUAAUUUACAUAUUUUGAUUACUUUAUGUAAUAAGUACGUGAUACUGUUGUAAAUGUGAAGCAUCAAUUACGAUUGAUUUUCUAAAUAAUUUUCCACGAUCGGCCUGAAAAAUUAAUUUUUAAUUUAAUUUCAAUUACUUUAUAAUUAAUCUUUUGUUCUCUCGUGUCUAAUAACUGUUCGCUUUGUUUCCAUUUUAUAUACGUAUUUUUUUGCGUAAAAAAACAUGUACGUAUACAUAAAGAUUAACGGUUGAAAUUAUCAACAGGUGGUUGGAGAAAGUAAUAAAUUUUGACUUUGAUUUCAACCAAUAUACAUUUCCUAAUAGCAAAAUAUUCUUUAAACAAUUCUUCCGAUACUGCUUCUAAUUAAAAUACUUUGAACAGAUUGCGACAAUUAAAAGCAAGUGAUUUAACACGUAUAACACGAAGUAUUACUCAAAGUUUGACUCAUUGUCAGAGAAAGAUUGUGUGCGUGAUAGCAAACAAAAUGUAUGUAUGUAUAUGUAAAUAAGUAACUAUGUCAACAAUAAGAAUGGCAAUGAGUUGAAAAACUUUUCAAUUCUUUCUUUUCUAAUCGAACAUAUUUUUUAUUUCGACUGAACGUUUUGAGUGUAAAAAAUUUUAUAUAACUGGCAUCGGUCGAAGGACGAUUCGUGAUCACGCAAUAUCGUUCUAUUUUUGGGGAAUGUUUUAAACUCGGUAACCUCGAGAAACACCAGAUUUUAUCACCUUUGGGAUCGGUUAUACGAUUUGACUAAAGUGAAUGGAAUAAAACGAAGAACUUUUUCAAAUGAAGAACAAUCCAGAUGUAUCAACAUCAUAUAUAUUAGUUUCAGUAAUAUGUGUUAUUGUGUCGACGAUAUUUUCAUUCGGUCAGUAACGCAUAUGAAUAUCUACGAGCAAUCAAAGUAAAACAAAUUCGAUCAUCUUUGACAAAUUGAUUAAUUAUUUCUCAUUGGCUGUUAAUAAUUGGCUUAGUUCGUAAUUAUUCAAAUAUAAUUAUUUAAUUAUAAUCAAGACGAUAUUACUGUAAAUUGUAAACGAUGGAAUAGUCGGCAUAUGUUUUCAGUUGCGGCUCCAUCUUAUUCUGUCUUAUUCUAAUCGUACUGAAAAAGCUCUCAAGGAAAAAGAUUCGAAACGAAGAGAAACAGAAGAAGAAGAAGAAAAGAAGAAAAUUUUGGGAAAAAAAGAAGACAGAAAUCAGGUUGGAAUAAAAAAAAGACAAAGAACAAGAUAGGGAAAGUGGAACAAUAAUUGCUCGGUCCCCGGAAACAGAUCGAUUAAGAAAUGAAUGAUUCGCCGAUUUUAUCAAACGGGACCGCCGUAGAAGGAUGGUCGACUACUAACCGUCCGACUAUAGAGAACGAUGUAACCUCGAAUAGUUUAGUGCAAUUAAUCUUUUACAUAUUUUAUGCAAAUAUUUUUGCGUUUGGUGUGUUUGGUAAUGUGCUCGUAUGUUUCGUCGUGGCACGAAAUCGACAAAUGCAGACAGUUACGAAUCUGUUUAUCACGAAUCUAGCAUUGAGCGAUGUACUACUUUGUGCUCUGGCGGUUCCGUUUACUCCUUUAUAUACAUUUCUCGGGGGAUGGAUAUUUGGCAGAACCCUGUGCCACUUGGUACCGUACGCUCAAGGUGUCAGCGUAUACAUCAGCACAUUCACUUUGACGAGUAUCGCGAUCGAUAGAUUCAUGGUGAUCAUAUAUCCUUUCCAUCCUCGUAUGAAGAUCGAAGUUUGUUUAGCCGUGAUAGUCGGUAUUUGGAUAAUCGCAUUGCUGUUCACUCUACCUUACGGGCUUUACAUGCAUCUCGAGGAGCCGUACACUUAUUGCGAAGAACACUGGCCGAACGAACGAUUUCGAAAAAUCUUUAGUUCCAUUACCUCGAUACUACAAUUUGUCAUACCCUUCUUCAUCAUCGCUUUUUGUUAUAUUUGCGUUUCGAUCAAGUUGAACGAUCGAGCUAGAACGAAACCUGGUACAAAGACUAGUCAAAGAGAAGAGGUUGACAGAGAGAGAAAGAAACGAACGAAUCGGAUGUUGAUCGCUAUGGUCGCCGUAUUCGGCAUAUCUUGGCUACCGCUCAAUAUCAUCAACGUUAUCGACGAUUUUUAUUCACCUGCCAAUGAUUGGACUUAUUACAGAAUCUGUUUUUUCAUGACGCAUUGCCUCGCUAUGAGUAGCACCUGCUACAAUCCUUUCCUUUACGCUUGGCUCAACGAUAACUUUCGCAAAGAAUUUAAGCAAGUGCUUCCAUGUUUUCCGAAAGCAAUCAACGGUUACACUCCAAGAACCACCGAAGAAUUUCAAAAUCAUAAAGAAUGUAGCGGAAAUAACACUAUCCAGGAAUCUUUAUUACUGAAUGAAACACAUAUAAGAACUUCAAAUCCCGAAGCUCGCGAACUGAUCGUCCACGAAACAACCACCAACAAUAUGUCGAGAGACUUGGAAGAAACGGAAACUUUUUGAUUCGAUCAAAUUCGAACGCGAGUCAACCAUCGUAAACAUAUUUGGUGUAUCCUUCUAUGAUGUUUACUGUCAGCAAUGUAAAGAGAAAAAACAAUAUAAAGUAUCAACGUUUCAAUAACACAAGGAGAAAGGAAACAGGAGAAAGGAAUAAAGAUUGUUCUCUUAUAUGUAUAUAUGAAAUGUUUCUCUAUUUCACAGACAUCUCUGUGUUACAGAAACAGCUGCAUUUUCUCUGGAGGCUGAAAUCUACUUGUAUCAUUCUUCAAUCAAGUACUACGUUUUGCAUUACUUGUAUAAUUGAAACAAGCAACAAUGGUGGCGGUAUAUUUACAGAAAAAAGAGUCACGCGAUUCUGCACAAUCAUAUUACGAUAGAAUUAAGAAUUGAUUCGUCAAUCUAAGUUUGUUAUAAACAACGGUGCGUAAAGUACAAAAAAAAAUUACGAAGGGAAAAAUAAAAAAAGGAACUUGCUCAA